This is a messenger RNA of Manis javanica (Malayan pangolin), 8132 nucleotides long. The record is from RefSeq and is a predicted model, not a curated record. Lineage: Eukaryota; Metazoa; Chordata; Mammalia; Pholidota; Manidae.
CCAGGUGUUUGUAUUCAGUGCCAAAAUACAUGUAAAUGUUUAUUUGUAUUAGUUCUAUUCUUUGUAGCAGAUAUGAAGCAGUUAAGACUAGAUGUUUUAGAAACAAAUUUACAUACUUAGGUUGCUGACAGAUUUUAUCUGCAAUUCUUUCAACCAGAUUGGGGGAUGAUGUCUACGAUACCUUCAUGAUGAUUGAUGAAACCAAAUGUCCACCUUGUUCAAAUGUACUCUGCAAUCCUGCUGAACCACCUCUACCCAGAAGACUAAAUAUCACCAGUAAGCAGUUAACAAGAGAUCAUACUCAGCCCGUUCUGAAUGGAGGUGAGAUGAAGGUAGAACAGCUGUUUCAAGAAUUUGGUAAUAGAAGAUCUGAUACUUUCCAGUCAGACGGCAUCAAUGAUUCUGAAAAAUGCUCUCCCACCGUUUCUCAGGGUAAAAGUUCAGCCAGCUUGGAUACGGUAAAAUCCAGCAGUUCACCCAAGGCAUCCAAAGUGGUGCCUCUGACCCCAGAACAAGCACUGAAGCAGUAUAAACACCACCUCACUGCUUAUGAGAAGCUGGAAAUCAUCAAUUAUCCAGAAAUUUACUUUGUGGGUCCCAACGCCAAGAAAAGGCAUGGCGUUAUUGGUGGGCCCAAUAACGGUGGGUAUGAUGAUGCUGAUGGGGCCUAUAUUCAUGUGCCCCGAGACCAUCUAGCUUAUCGAUAUGAGGUGCUGAAAAUUAUUGGCAAGGGGAGUUUUGGACAGGUAGCCCGGGUCUAUGAUCACAAACUUCGGCAGUAUGUGGCCCUAAAGAUGGUGCGCAACGAAAAGCGCUUCCACCAUCAAGCAGCAGAGGAGAUCCGGAUUUUAGAGCAUCUGAAAAAGCAGGAUAAAAACGGUAGCAUGAAUGUUAUCCACAUGCUGGAAAGUUUCACAUUCCGGAACCAUGUUUGCAUGGCUUUCGAAUUGCUGAGCAUAGACCUCUAUGAGCUAAUUAAAAAAAACAAGUUUCAGGGUUUUAGUGUCCAGUUAGUGCGCAAAUUUGCUCAAUCCAUCUUGCAAUCCUUGGAUGCUCUCCACAAAAAUAAGAUCAUUCACUGCGACUUGAAGCCAGAAAACAUCCUCCUGAAACACCAUGGGCGCAGUGCGACCAAGGUCAUUGACUUCGGGUCCAGCUGUUUCGAGUACCAGAAGCUUUACACAUAUAUCCAGUCUCGAUUCUACAGAGCUCCAGAGGUCAUCUUAGGGAGCCGCUACAGCACACCUAUUGACAUAUGGAGUUUUGGCUGCAUCCUUGCAGAGCUUCUAACAGGGGAGCCUCUCUUCCCUGGGGAGGACGAAGGAGACCAACUGGCCUGUAUGAUGGAGUUGCUAGGGAUGCCACCACCAAAACUUCUGGAACAAUCCAAACGUGCCAAGUACUUUAUUAACUCCAAGGGCCUACCUCGCUACUGUUCUGCAACUACUCAGGCAGAUGGGACGGUUGUGCUUGCGGGGAGUUGCUCACGUAGGGGCAAAAAGCGGGGUCCUCCAGGCAGCAAAGACUGGGUAACAGCUCUGAAAGGGUGUGAUGACUACUUGUUUAUAGAGUUCUUGAAAAGGUGCCUGCACUGGGACCCCUCUGCCCGCCUGACUCCAGCUCAAGCACUAAGACACCCUUGGAUUAGCAAGUCUGUACCCAGACCUCUGGCCAUGGAAAAAUUGUCAGGUAAACAAGUAGUAAAUCCUGCAAGUGCUUUCCAGGGACUGGGCUCCAAGCUGCCUCCAGUUGUUGGAAUAGCUCAUAAGCUUAAAGCUAACUUGAUGUCAGAAACCAAUGGCGGUAUACCUCUGUGCAAUGUGUUGCCAAAACUGAUCAGCUAAUGGACACCCAUAUGCUCAGAGAUGCAUAUGUAUGUAUUUUUUUAAUUAUCUUGCAAACCUGAUAAUGGGGGAAAAAAAUACAAGCCCAUUAAUAGAUAUGUUUUUGAUUGACUGGAUUUCUUUUUUUAACAAGGCAAGCAUUUUAUAUGACUAAGAGAACUCUUCAAGGGCUAAUUACCUAACCAGCUUGUAUUGGCCAUCCUGGUAUAUACAUUAAAUGACUUUUUAUAGGUCAAUGAAUCUUUGUUAUUAUCAUCUGAUGUACAUCAACCUAUGUAUUCUAGUGGUUUAAAUUUCUGUCUCUCAAAAUAGAAGGUAAAGGUGUAUCCUUGAUGACUCCGCACUUCUCGUCCCUCCCACAGCAUUAACGUGAGACGUGGCCACAGUUACGGACGAAAGCCUCAUUCUAGUUGGAAGGGCUCACAAAGGCUAUGUGUGGGGAAGGUCUAGGAGGCUGUUGGUCACCUGAAGAAGGUGUCACUCCUCUUGUGGCUCAUUUCCCUUCCCUUCAAUUCUGUGCUGCACGGUAUUUUUAUUUCAUGUUGCUAUUUUUAUUAUUUUGCCUCUGAUUUGUUUCCUGGGUGCUCCUACAGACAUCUUACCACUUCACAAAGUAGUGGUUUUAAAACUGAGUCAUAUUACACAUGCACCCUUCUGCUCCAAGGAAGGCAAGGUGGCUUCUUUGCCCCAGAUGAACUGCAUGCAGACUACAGUUCCCUACUUUCUUGGAACCCUGGGGAUGAGCCUCCUUGCUGCAUUUACAUGGACCCUCCUCAUAAAUGUGAUCACUGUCAGGCAAACCUAACUACAUUUGCUUUCCCACCUCUCUUUCUGGCUAUCUGCCACCUUAAUGUGCCACAAUUUCCCCACUUUCAAUUUAAACCAAAGACUGUUCCCUAGAUUCUGAGUGAACUUCAGUUAUCAGAAGGAAAUCUGGAAACUGGUGGCAAUCCAUUUCAUUUUCCUACACUUCACUUCCUUUCCUUUUCUCUGUUAUGAUUUAAACAGUGCAGGCUAGUCAUAAUACUAAUCACUAGCCCAAUGUCUUACUUGGAAGAAUGGAGAAGGGAUAGUAACUAAAUAACUCACUGCUUUUUAUUUGUUUUUCCUCCUUUCCUCUACUUCCACCCUCCUCCAUGGUAAGCAUAGGACUGAACUGUGUCCUCAAAGGGCUUUCUACAUUGCUCUCUACAACACUGUUUUCAGGGUGACCCAGUUCCAUUUUUACCGUGGAAUUUAGUUUCUGCCAUCUACCUAGGAUCAGAAGGAGGUUCCUUUCAUUGGGCACAACAGUAACCACAAGAAGAAAAAUGCCAGGGGUGUGUUAUUUAAGGAACUUUUGCCAUAUCCAAAAGUAUUCCUAAGGCCACAGCACAGGUCGUGAAAAAUGAGAACAAACAGAAAGAUGUCCAGAGUGUGGCCCCAGCCUCCCUGGCACAAGAGCUCAGAUUGAGGCCUUAGCCUCUUCGUUUUAUUUAUUUAUUAAGGUAUCAUUGAUGUACAAUCUUAUGAAGGUUUCACAUGAGCAAUGUGGUUACUACAUUCACCCAUAUUAUCAAGUCGCCCCCACAUACCCCAUUACGGUCACUGUCCAUCAGCGUAGUAAGAUGGGCCUUAGCCUCUUUAAAAGGAGGAGGUCUCGUAACUUUUGGUGACUGAGCAACUGGACUAUUCUUAUUUCUGGUUUAUAGAAGCUCAUGGAAUACGCAACUCCAUCGGUCCCUCUUAACUCCUGCUUACCUCGGGAAGUUGUUUGACGGUCCCCAUUAUCUAGGCAUAGCAUGUGGUGAGGCUGUUUUUUGCCAGCAGUUAUCAGUGUGGGAGACCUGCUCUCUUGAGCAAACUGUUAAAAAAAAUUGCUACCCCAAAUGCAUCUGCUGUGUACUGCAUUUUGAUGUUUGUGUUUUUAGUGAGGUCUCCUUGGUUAGCCCCCACUGGGGGUGACUUGAGGGAGAAGGGACUGUGUGGCUGAGGUGGACAUGUGCUCUGUUUCUGUGUGUUGAAUGGACUGUGAGUUUCCUGAAACUGGGCCAAGUGGCAGACUGUAGGCAAUCCAUGGCACUGGACAAAAUCUAGAAAAGUCUGGGAAGGUGAAUGGAUGUGUUUCUGCUUAAAUUUGGCAACUUGGAGAAGUGAUGCAGAGCAGAGUCACGCAGGUUGGCACGCCCGUCUUCUGCAGGCUGGCUCAAGUUCGGGGAGAGUGGGCUGCCGGAAAACCCGGUGAUGGUUGUACCAGAUGGCCCUGGGGAGGUUUAUGAGUAGGUUUCAAGUUUAGGGACAAGUUGUGGCUUUUCGAGGCUCUCACCCUGUGCCCCUCUGUUCAGCCACCAUGAAGUUUUUGCUUGGAUCCCUGCCCAGCCAUAGCGGUGAGUGACUGAAUGGGAUCAGGGUCAGUGCAGAGAUUCAGACUGGAUCCUACAGUUACUAGAUUGUUGUUCAGCCAUUUGUGGUCUGUUGAUCAUUUCAAUUAAGCAGGUCAAGUUGGUUGACCUCUUUUACUGAUUUUUAAAUUAAACUCAACUGAGUUUCCAAAUUAUUGUUGACACAGUGAAAAAAAGGGGGUGGGAAUUUUUGUUUCAUUUCACUCCUAAAAUCAUUUUUCUCUUUGAACAUGGAAAAUCGGCUAAUCCAGUUAAUGCCUGCUCAUCUCAUUAGACUCUGUUCUGCCUUCUACCCCCACUGUGAUUGAUCUGUGCGCUCACGGGCUGUCACAAUUUCCUCUCGUAUUAGGAUGUAAGCUUCAGAUGCGUGGGGCCAUGUCUUCAUGAUGCCCUAAACUACCUGGUGGUGGCGCUAUUGAUCAUGUGCAGAUGAUGGACGCCCAGUCCUCUCCCCGUACCAAGACGGUGCUUCCCUCUUGUCUUCUUUUAAAUUGACCCACACAAUCAAUCUCUGAUCUCUUCUCUUUGAGAAAGGAUAUCCAGAUAAAGAUCAUGUGAGGCUACCUUCUCUUCUGGUCCAGUAUUUUACACCUUGAUAAUAAUGAAAAGAAAAAUGCAACCUUAACCUAACUAUGACAUGAAGAUUUUGCUUCUGUCCUGUAGGGGCUCUGAAAGAGGAGAGAGUCCAGCCUGGGUCUUCUUUCCCAGGGAAGAUUGGUUUAUGACUAUAUAGCAUGCUUUAUUCCUAGGUGUUUUAAGGGGAUUGGGACCAGUUCAGCUGGCUAGAGUUAGUAUAUUUUCAUUUUCAUGACAUUUCAUCUGUUAAGAAUGGGGUUUAUUGCAUGAUCAAAAAUCUGAACGAAAUAUUAAAUAACAAUUUCAACUGUGGGAUAGUUUGGAUCUGUAGCAGCUGGUCGCGUUGAAACACAUUCUGUUUUGCUUAAUUCCUAACUAGACAUGAUUAAGGUUAAAUGCUAAAUUUUAGGUAGGAGCUGGUAGGUGUUUCUAAGCUUUCGUGACUAACAAUAUCGCACUACUUUAGUGAAUCAUGGAACACUUUCUCAUUUAUUUUAAAUGAUUUCUUUUGCAUCUGUUAUUUUAUGUAAUCAACACGGAAGCUGGGAAGGUGACAAAGAUUGUGACAGACUCCCUCUAUCUGCUUUUUCUCCUUUGAGAAUAAAGGAUAAGUAUUUACCCUUGAACCAGGUGGAUUUGCCAGAGCAGGUUUUCCUCCAUCUCUUAAGUCUCUCCAGAGAUGACCAGUCUAUACGUAGAGCGCUAUACCAUACUGUACGUAGAGCAACGGCAGACAUCCAUAUGUUCAUUCAGAUACUGAACAACCUGGAGGGUUGCGUCCUGUCCAGACUGGUAAAUCAAGGAAGAGCUGUCCUCUGCCAGGAAUCAGCCUCCUAGUUUUAAAUAAUAUUUUUAAUAUCCUCAUUUCAAUAUGUCCUAGUUUCAUCUUCAAACCUGUACUUCCUAAAGCCCAAGAAUUACAAAGAAUUUACUUCCAAACCUGGCCUUCAACUAUUAUGUGAUCAAGGGUAAUCCUUCCCCAGUGUCUGUCAAAUUAUGUCUGCCGGUUUCAAUAAGAAAAGUUUUUAGAGUCACAGUGAGCCCAUCCACGUAAGAACUAAAAGCUCUAGCCCCGCGAUUCAUAACCCCCGAGGAAAGCCAGCGCUACAAAUAUCUCCUCUAGGCUUUGACGGAGACCAUCUGAUUCUUAAUAUAGCUCAUCAACUGCUAAGUUGAGCCCAGACUCUCCGAAUCAUUCUGUAACAGGAGAAGCGUGUCUGACUGUUGACUAGAAAGAGUCUCACCUCUUCUGUGACCCCACAAAUAAACUAAGAAGAAAGGACUACCCCCAGUCCAGCCAGCCGGUGACCUGUGGCUGUUUCAGCCCAGGAUGUCAGCCUUUACAGCACCAGAUUUGAAUCAUUUUGGUAUCAUGGGAUCCUAUCAUUGUUCAUUUGAAUCUGCUGACUGGCUUCCUCUGGAAAGUGCAGUUGGCAUGGAUGAGUCAGUGUUUUUUUUUUUUAUUUUCGGCUGUUUGUUUUUUACAAAAUAAAGAUGAACCACUUUGAGAAUUUUUCAGCAUCUCAUGAGUGUUUCAGAACCAAGGCAGAACUCGCCAGCUGGCCCUGAGUGCUACACUGAAAUAUCCCCAGUGUGGCGGGUGGGUACCAGUCACUGGAUUGUUGGGGCUGGGCGGCAGGUCCAGCCCCUUAACCUGAUGACAAUGAUAGAGAAAAAAAGUACUUGGAAAAGGAGAUACUGGGAUGGGAAAAGGAGUGGAACCGGCCUUACAGAGACUCGGCCUAUAGCACCCUCCUAGCCCCUCAGCGCCGGCAUUGCAGAGAAGGGGAAUGGGACCGCACGCGUGGUCCUCAGGGAGGCAUCUUCCUGGGGGCCUGUCCUGCCUCCCUCCACGAGUCCUCACAUCUGCCCUCCUGGAGCUCAAGGUUAAGGAUGAAGCCUGGCAAGCAGCUUCAAGGAAUGCAGUUUAUUUGGGAAAUUUCAGUGUUUUUCUUAGGACCAGGCCUUGUUCCAUGGAUCGCAAAACCUUAGGGAACUGAGAAAAUGGAUGGAUAGGCAAGCUCUGGUCUUAGGGUCCCUUGGGCCAUUCAGCUCCUACCCGCCUCGAGUCUGGCCCUGAGCCAUCAUUGCCCUGGCAACAGGAGCUAAGUGGACACUGAACUGAAGGACUACCUUUUGCCGCCUGUGGACUGUCCCAGAUUCUUCGGGACAGGCUUACUGCCCUGUGGGAGCCCCGCCUAAAGUUAGAUAAGGAUCUUCCCAUAUGCAAAGCAGCUGUAUGUUAGAGAAACAUUACUGCUGCUAUAGAAACUAUAGGCUGGGCUGUAUUUAAAAGAAGAUCAGCCUUCUUUUAAAUACAUGGCUGUUCAAAUUCUCCCAUGACCUAAUGCACCCCAAACCAGGACUUUCCUGCAGCUUUUUGUACCAAUUAAGGCAAAAACCACCAGAGCUUGCCAAAGGCAGUGAAAUGGCAAUGAGAGCUUUGGGUGUGCUGUCCAUUGCUUUUCAUUAUAUAAAAGGAAUUUCAGUUGAGAGGCAGAAACCUGCAACCAGGCCACACUGACACUGAGGUCUGAUUCUGACCUUUCUGUAGCAUAAGCCUGGGCACAAUUUGAGUUCGGCAGAGAGGGUGCCCGGCCCUGCCUCUCCGUCUGGCUGCUGCUGAGCUCCUGCUGUAAGAGGAGAUCCCGGAUUCCCAGUCUGACCCCCUGCAGAGAAGUCUUAAUUAGCCCCAGGAGUGGAAUGCUGGCCCCAGCUCAACUCACCUCUGCCCUUCUGAAGCACGGUCAUACAGGCCUUUGUUGGUGCAUUUAUUCUUUCAACAGUGACUUACUGAGCAACUGCUAUGCGUGGGAAAAAAAAGGAAUACUUUAGUGGUGUUCGUCAGAGAUAAGGAGCAAGGACAGUGUUGUAGGCCACGUGCUCAGAAUUUAACAAAAGCCAGGCAGUGGGUUUAGAGAAAACUCCCAAGUUACCUACACUCUGUUCUGGGUUUUGAGUUUGUAUAAAUCUGCAUGUGAAUGGGUAGGAAGGGGAGCUAUUUCGGAAGUGGAAGCGAGCGCUGAGUCUCUGCAGGCAGUUUGAGGCUCCUGUUCUGAGCUGGAGAAAAGGUGGUAGAGAUGAAAGGGGAGAAGGUGUGGAGCCACCAGCUGCUGGGCCCUCCCUCCAUUUCUGAUCUUGAAGAUGCGAGGGAGUCACCCUUGGGGUUCCUCCAACAUAAUUUCAGGUCAGGGCUUUGACCCUUGGGGCUUCCUCGUCAAACAUCAAUUCUGUCCCAAAUUCACCAAGCGAAGCAACCCCACGGGUGGAGGAAACGGUGGGCGCAGGGCUUGCUCCCCUCUCCUCCCACUCUCUCUCCCUUCUGUCCCUC